GAUUGUUGCAAAAAUAUGCAUUCAUAAAAGAAAAAAAGAAAAAAAAAUAUCCGUGGGGUUCCAAAAUAUCCGGGUUCCUGUCCCUGGAAGUUCUUUCCAAAGUUUUGCCAAGUAAAAGGAAUGGUAUUGUGUGGCACAAUAUUCUGACAACAACAAUAGUAACAAUGUUAUUAGGCUGCAAGGUGGCUCGGUUGUUAGCCGCACUGUCUUGAUUCAAAACCUAACAGCAGACUCUGCAGCAGAAUUGGAUACGGUUCUUUAUGUAUUUCCUUAUUAUCAUCACAUGUUGCUAAGUUGUAUGUGUAACUAUUGGCCCUUCUGUUGUUCUCUAGAAUAUUAAACCAGCGGCACAUAGUUCAGUUCAAAGUAUUUUAGAGAUCAGAUUCCUUCCUUUCAGGUUCUGAUACAAAAAAGGGAACUAUGUAUGGCAACUAGUAAUUAAGAUCACAACAAUUCACUGGUUUUCUGACAUUGAGGCUGUUUUUCAUUGAAAAAAAUAGUGUCUUCAGUCAGAGGCUUCUUCAAAUCUGUUCUAAUACAGACUGUUACAGGAGAUCUUCUUUGCCCACAGCCAUUACUGUCUACAAUAACUAUCUCAUUAAAAGAUUUGCAACAACAUUUAAUUUCACUUUGGGAUCAAUAUUUUUGAAUUAAAUCUGAUUUGAAUUAAAUGUGCUCAACUCAAGCACAUUUAAUUGCUGGAGCAAUUAAUUAAUUUAAUUGCAUUUAAUUGCACAUUUAAUUGCAAUUUAAUUGCAAUUAAUAUUUAAGCUCCAGUUUCAGCAACUAGAAGUCAGCUCUGAAUUUUAUUGUUGCUCGUUUAGCAACCAUAAACGAGCAACAAUAAUAAAAUAAUAAUAAAAACCUGAAUUUGUAUUACUCGAUAAAAUUUCAUCUCUUUAUCGAAUAAUAUAUUUAUCUGUCACCUACACAAAAACUUCUUCCACGCCGCCUCAACAUCACCACUACCCGAGUCAUCCACCGGUUGACUGCAAGGGAACGUGUCUUGUGUUCGUGCGUUUGCUCGGACAAGUCACGCCCUGUUACAGAUAAAAAAAGAAACCACCAGAUAAAUUUUGCUCCUUAAUUUAAUAUUUUUAAGCACGCACUAAGUAGCUUAUUUUAGUUUGACGAAAUAAUCUAUUUUCCUCUUUGUGGAGCUGCUCUGAAACUACUGAGAGUGAAGGCGGGGCUAUGGUUAAAUCUGUUUGUGGGCGGAGUUUAGUAAACUUAGAAAAUGACAACAAGCACCAAGAACAAGUAUUAAAAGGCAGCUAUAAGUGCAAAACUUCUGGUGAGAAUGAGCACAUAUUAUUUUAUAUCCGUAAAUUUAGCCGCUAUUAGCAUUAACCUUGGAACCAUUCAGAUGGACAAAAAACACGCCUCUAUAUCUUGCGCAUGCGCACUUGCUCUUAUUUACAAAGCCAAACGGAGCGCGGUAAUGCAGAAAACGGCUAACAAAAACAGCUUAACAUCUCACCUUUUUGUAGCAAAUAAUCACAUUUCGACCCACUCCCGGUUCUCGCAGAGCCACCAAAGCGGCUACAUGUCAACGACUGUCAGUUGGAUGCAGCCGUAGUAGCCUGAAGCUAACUGCAGCAUCAGUAGCUGCGGCAACAUGGCACACUGGAGCACCUUCGAGAAGGAGACGGAGAGAGAGACGAAGAGGCUGGUCAGGUGUCUCACUGGAGUGCAAGACGAGGAAGACCAGAACUUCCAACUGGCGCUGAAGUUCGCUUGGUCAAACUUCAAGUUUCAUCGGUAUUUGGAUGCUGACCGUCAUAAAAUUCAACGCACAAUCAAUGGAAUCUAUGAAAAGCUCAUGGUCCACUCUGACCUGAGUAAGGCGGGCAGCUGGAGGAGACUGACCGAGGAGUUUCUGACCUCACCGCUGCCCAACACCAACGGAGCGAAGACAGACACACACUACGGGAUCCUGUCUCUGCUGCUUUUCUUAUCAGAUUCUCCCUCAAACACAAACUUCACUGAGAGACCCAGGGUGAAAGAUGCCGAACCGGAGGACGAGUUCGACUGGGCCAAGUACCUCAUGGAAGGGGAGGACGUGGACGCCGGGCCGUUCCCGGACACGCCGGAGUGGUCGGAGGACGAAAGCGAGGACGACGACGCGCAGCAGCCAAUCAGCAGGGAGGACUCUGGGAUCCAGUUGGACAGAACCCCCCAGGAGGACCAGGACACCACCAGCAAGACGGUGCCAGUCGCGUGGACGGUGGGGGAACCAGACGCCCGGACCUGGCUCGAACAGCAUGUGGUGACUCCGUACUGGGUCGCUCACGCUCCUCGCUUCUCCCACAGCUUGCAUUUACACUCCAACCUGCUCAACGUUUGGGACCAGCACUUGUAUAACACAGACCCUCUGUAUCUGCCGGAAGACAAAGCCUUCGUCACCGAGACUCAGGUCGUACGGGAAACCUUGUGGCUUCUCUCCGGGGUGAAGAAACACUUUAUAUUCCAGCAUCAUGACGGCAAAGUGUCGGUGAGGAAUAAUGUGGUGGUAACCCAUCUGACAAGUAACUGCCUGCACUCUGUGCUGGAGCACGUCGCCGUGUACGGACAGGCGGUGUUCAGGCUGCAGAGGUUCAUCGACGAGGUGACGGGCCACAGCUCAGAGCCCGGCCCACCGGGCCCGGCCUCCUCCCACAGCUACAGGAAGGGCUCGGAACCGCCUUUCAGGACCUACCAGGCUUUUGUUUGGGCUCUCAACAAAUACUUCGCCAGCUUCAAAGAAGAGCUGACCGCCAUCGAGCGAGAGGUCAUCAGAAGCGAUGAGACGGUGACCCUGUCCGGCGUUCUAGAGCGUCUCAGCCCUCACCUGGCCCAGAUCAAAGUGUUGCACAAAGUCUUUUGCACGGGAGUGGCUGAAGUUCCCCCAGCAACCCCAAAUGUUGUGCGGGCCUCUCACUUGCUCAAUACUCUCUACAAGGCUAUUUUAGAAUAUGACAGUGUUGGAGAUGCAUCAGAGCAAGCGGUGGCCCUGCUCUUUUCUCUGUGGACUGAGACGGUCAGGCCAUAUCUGGAGAUUGUGGAUGAGUGGAUUGUUCACGGCCAUCUGUUCGACCCAGCCAAAGAGUUCAUCAUCCAAAGAAAUAAGGACGUCCCAGUAAACCACAGGGACUUCUGGUACGCCACCUACACCCUGUACAGCAUCUCUGAGAUGGUGGACAGCGAGGAAAAGCUGAACGACGCAGCCAGUGGGAGCUCCGGUGGGGAUCCGGGCUCCAGCAACAGGCAGCUCACCAUGGUGUCCUUCCUCAAACCAGUGCUAAAGCAGAUCAUCAUGGCCGGGAAGUCCAUGCAGUUGCUCCAAAAUCUGCACUGUAAGGAAGCCCAGGAUUCCGAGAGAUCCUCCAGAGAUGCAGAGAGGAAGAGUUUGUACACGGUGUUUCUAGAGUCUGUGCAGUCCCGCCUGACCAGCCCAGAGGAAUCCCCGAACGACAAGAUGACCGAGCAGCAGGCCACGACUAGGAGCAUCAUAAAGAUGCAGUCCAUCAUGGCGCAGCACCUGAAGAUCGACGACGUCCACGAUCCACUCUUAGCCAUCAACUUCGCCAGACUCUACUUGGAGCAGAGCGACUUCCACGAGCGUUUCUCUGGCGGCGACUUCAUCGUGGACCGCUCGUCUCAGUCGGUCACCUGCCAGACCUUCGAGCUCACCCUGCGCUCCUGUCUCUACCCCCACAUCGAGAGGCGGUACAUCGAGUGCUGCGGCAACCUCAUGAGGACUCUGAAGAAAGACUACAAGUUGCUGGAAUACCUCCAAGCCAUGAGGAACUACUUCCUGCUGGAAGCAGGAGACACCAUGUAUGACUUCUACACCGCCAUCUUUGACAAGGUGCAGGAGAAGGAGAGCUGGCAGCAGCCUUCUUUUCUCAACGUGCAGCUGCAGGAGGCAGUGGGACAGCGCUACCCGGAGGACAGCAGCAGGUUGUCGGUCUUUCUGGAGCCUCUGGACGCGUCCAGAAAAAAGCACCCGGUGAACAAUUUGGAGGUCCUGACCCUGAGUUACAAGGUCCCCUGGCCCGUAGAUAUUGUGAUCAGCUCUGAGUGCCAGAAGAUUUACAAUCAAGUAUUCCUUCUCCUGCUGCAGAUUAAAUGGGCUAAAUACAGUCUGGACACGCUUCGAUUCAGUGAUUUUGCAGAAGUCACAAAGAAACUGGAAGGAUCUCCUGCUGAGGAAGCAAAGCUGAAAGAACCAAUAAGCCAGCAGACUCACAGAAUGUGUCUGCUGCGCGUUAAACUGAUGCACUUCGUCAACAGCCUCCACAACUACAUCAUGACCAGAAUUCUGCACAGCACUGGUCUGGAGUUUCAGCACCAAGUACAGGAAGCUAAAGACCUGGACCAGCUGAUCAAGAUCCACUACAGAUACUUGGCGACCAUCCAUGACCGCUGUCUGCUGAGGGAAAAGGUCAGUUUUGUGAAAGAGGCGAUAAUGAAGGUUCUCAAUCUGGUCCUCAUCUUCUCAGACCGAUGGCAAGCUGGAUUUGGCGCUUGGAAGAUCGAGUCUAUUGACAAGAUGGAGUCUGAUUUCAAAAACUGCCACAUGUUCCUGGUGACUAUACUUAAUAAAGCCGUCUGCCGGGGCUCCUUUCCUCACCUGGAGUCUCUGGCCCUCUCUCUGAUGGCAGGGUUUGAGCAGUGCUGAGCGACCCUCCAUGUUUCACCCAUUCAUCGCUUUGCCUUUGACUGUUAUGUAACCUGCUCAGACUGAUGGAGUGCGACACUCAUUGUUAGUUCAACAAAACAUUAAGAUAUUUAUUUAAAAAUGUUUUUUGUAAGUUAUGCUUUCUAUACAAAAUGUCAUGUUGAUUGUAAAUGUCAUGUGUAUAUGCAUAAGUAUAAAAUAAAGUUGCCUUGUUGCUUCUGCA
Molecule: messenger RNA, 4886 nt
Organism: Gambusia affinis (western mosquitofish)
Lineage: Eukaryota; Metazoa; Chordata; Actinopteri; Cyprinodontiformes; Poeciliidae
Gene: tubgcp5
Product: tubulin, gamma complex associated protein 5
Exons: 23
Coding region: 1619-4663 (1014 amino acids)
Biological process (GO): meiotic cell cycle; cytoplasmic microtubule organization; spindle assembly
Cellular component (GO): spindle pole; gamma-tubulin complex; equatorial microtubule organizing center
Molecular function (GO): gamma-tubulin binding; microtubule minus-end binding
Source: RefSeq, a predicted model, not a curated record